Molecule: messenger RNA, 785 nt
Organism: Camelina sativa (false flax)
Lineage: Eukaryota; Viridiplantae; Streptophyta; Magnoliopsida; Brassicales; Brassicaceae
Source: RefSeq, a predicted model, not a curated record
AAAAAAAGACGUUACAAGUUACAACACUCGUCGUCAGGACCAAAAGAGAUUUGAUUUGAUUUCUCCGCAAGAGAUCCGACCCGAAUCCGAAAACCCAGAAGAACCGAAUCGAAGAUGGGCAAAGAUGGUUUGAGCGACGACCAAGUCUCAUCAAUGAAAGAAGCGUUCACGCUCUUCGACGCAGACGGCGACGGCAAAAUCGCGCCGUCGGAGCUCGGAAUCUUGAUGCGAUCACUCGGCGGCAAUCCCACAGAAUCACAGCUCAAAUCGAUCACAGCUACCGAGAAUCUAUCCUCUCCGUUCGAUUUCAAUCGAUUCCUCGAUCUAAUGGCGAAACAUCUGAAAACAGAGCCGUUCGAUCGCCAGCUUCGUGAUGCCUUCAAGGUACUCGACAAAGAAGGUACUGGAGUCGUAGCUGUAGCGGAUCUGAGGCAUAUACUUACGAGUAUCGGUGAGAAAUUGCAGCCGAGUGAGUUUGAUGAGUGGAUCAAAGAGGUUGAUGUUGGAUCUGAUGGUAAGAUCCGUUAUGAGGAUUUUAUUGCUAGAAACUUGGUUGCUAAGUGACAGAGAGAGAGAGAGAGAUCUAAAUCUCUAAUUUGAAAUUAUACAUUACUCUCUUCUCUUUGUUUGAUUUGAAAUGUGAUGACGUGAACGGAUCUUAGGGUUUGUUUCUGAAAUGUUGAUUUGUUAAUGUAAUUGGGAGUUUGGUGUUAGAUUAUAUUCCACAGAAUUGAUAAUUCUCUUGUCUUCUUAAUGAGUUUGAUAAUUUAAUUGAGUUGGAUUAA